Molecule: messenger RNA, 2530 nt
Organism: Amphibalanus amphitrite
Lineage: Eukaryota; Metazoa; Arthropoda; Thecostraca; Balanomorpha; Balanidae
Exons: 13
Coding region: 201-1907 (568 amino acids)
Biological process (GO): L-proline biosynthetic process
Molecular function (GO): pyrroline-5-carboxylate reductase activity
Source: RefSeq, a predicted model, not a curated record
UAUGACGUCUUGAGAAUGUUUGCAAAUAAAUCAAAGUCUGAUUUUCCAUUUUCGAGAAAUCUGCUGUAGAUAUUUUUUCACAGUGGAUGGCUUCCUACUGGCUAUUUCCAUAAAGUUGUAAAUUUUCAUUUUGAUUUGAGAAUUAUAGUUGUAGGUAUAGAUACCUACAUCUAAAUGGCCGGUAAACUGACCGCGCUGCGAUGGAGGUGGAAGUUGAGGAGGACCCCGUGUCGACUGUGGACACCGUGGCGAUCGCCGAGGAGGAGAUAUCCACAGCGAUGGACUCUGAGGAGGACGGAGGGGAGGACGGAGAGGACGGAGGGGAGGACGGGGAGGAUGGAGAGCUGCAGGAGGGCACCCAGGUCAUACACCUGGACACGGUGACGCUGGAGACGUCCGCCGGCCCCAGCACACCCAGGAAGCAGAAACAGUACCAGCAGCGCUACAGACACGAGUGGGAACGGCUCGACUUCUGCAGGGGCUGGCUCACGAGACAUCCAGUCAACAAGCUUCUGGGGUACUGCAAGGCCUGUGACAGAUCUCUACAUGCCCGGAGAAAUGACUUAAGAAAGCAUGCUGCAUCAUCAAAGCACAGGACGAACAUGUCCUUACUCAAGCAAGGCCUCCCGCGUCAUGAAAGAGUCGGCAAACUGAACACCGUUCAUCCGACCAAGCUUAACGACCCGGAUCUGGAAGGCUGGUGCGUGGCCAUGCCUGGCCAGCAACACCGGGUCUGGUGCCGCCAGUGCCAGUGCAGCCUAAUCGCCCAGCGGAAGGCGCUCAAGACGCACAGCAAGAGCCGCAAGCACGAGCUGAACUCGGAACGGGCGCCGCAGUCGCCGCCGCCGGCCGGCAGCACCAUCGUCGGCGACUCGUCGUUCAACGUCGUCGACACGAGCCUCAAUGAGUCGGUCGAUAACGAUUCGGAGCGCGCCGCGUCGCCGCUCAUCGAGAGCGAUUUUUCGGGCCGCGUUACUUACUCCAUCGGACUGGGAAACCGCAAGGUGGGCUUCCUUGGCGCGGGACAGAUCGCCCAGGCCAUCGCCCAGGGUAUGCUGGAGCAAGGCCUGCUGGUCCCCCGCGACAUGAUGGUGGGCGCUCCGAGUAACAGGAACAUGACGCCGUGGAAGCGCUGGAAGUGUCGCACCACCAACGACAACGACGACGUGGUACGCGAGGCGGACAUUAUCUUCAUCGCGGUGAAGGCGUCGGUGUUGGUCCGCCUGAUCGGUCGGCUGUCGCCCAUCUCAGACGGCAAGACGCGCCUCUUUAUAUCGCUGGUGCCGGGAGUUACCCGCGAACGGAUGACGGCGCUUCUCUCGUGCCGCGUGCUGCCGCUAGAGACGGUGACCGGCGACCCGCCCGCUGACAUCGAGGUGACCGGUCCACCGCUACACGUCAUCCGUUGUGCCGCCAACAAGAUGAUGUCUAUCAGCGCUGGGUUCUGCGCGUACAGUAUGGGCGACGACGUGCCGCACUCGCUGUACCUGGUGGUGGAGACCAUGUUCUCGGCACUGGGCACCUGUGUUCAGGUGGAGGAGCACCUGAUGGACGCCUACAGUACGAUGAUCGCCAGCGGAGCAGCCUUUACGUGCGCGUUUAUCGAGGCGAUGGUGCAGGGCGGAGUGAGUCUGGACCUGGGCUGGGACGAGGCGCUCAAAGUGGCCUCGGCCGUGGUAUCGGGCACCUCUAAGCUGCUUCUGCGCACCUCCGUCGACCCAUCCGCUCUGCGCAAGUCCAUCUCGACACCAGGCGGCAGCACCAUCACCGGACUGGCCGCCCUCCAGCGCGGUGGGCUCGAUGACGCCGUGGGCAAGGCGCUGCAGCUGGCCUGUGAGAAGACCCGCGACGUGGGGAACGCCGUCUGUGGCGGCGGCGGUGGAGAUACGAGCACGACCAGCAUCUAGCUGCCGGCGGCCGGUGAGCGCGGUGCGACAGCGCCGUGAGUGACAGAGUGAGAACAGUGACCGGGUCGGGACACAGCUCUCUGAUCGCCGCGAGACAGAGAGAACAGUGACUCUUGAACACAGUUCCCCCGUCCCGGACCACCGUGAGACAAAGAGAAUAGAGACUGAACACAACUCCCGGACCAAGUCGGGAAAGAGGAGAGCCAAGAGCUCAGAACGCGACUGGGCUUUCGGACCGAUUGGGGCCCCACUGCCCUCAUCACAGUACUAAUUAUACAUAGUACAUACAUGCAUUAUAGUGUAAGUUAUCAUACGCACAUUAUUCUCUUCACCAUGUCUACCUAAAAGCGGAGGAGUUUGGAUAGCUGAAACAAACCGUGUCUAUUUUAAGAAUUCCUGCAAAGCUGGAAGUUGGAACCUACUGAGUGAACAUGCCUUGUAUGAUUUAGGUUGAUCAUCUUGUUGCUUUGCUAUUUCCACUUGAGUUGCAGUUGAUUUUUUAAAGGCAUGUGUGCGAUGUGCUUUGUUUCAUCACGAAUCACUCAUCUGUGCGUCCAUUUCCGUGCCGGUUUUAUUACCGGCUAGUUCAUUUUGUAAAUAGUCAAUACAUUUUGAGGGGCGCA